Messenger RNA from Entamoeba nuttalli P19, 930 nucleotides. Its product is annotated as Ras GTPase-activating protein, putative. The record is from RefSeq and is a predicted model, not a curated record. Gene Ontology annotation, biological process: regulation of GTPase activity. The transcript is spliced from 2 exons. NCBI's taxonomy places the organism in Eukaryota, Evosea, Mastigamoebida, Endamoebidae. Bases 1 to 930 code for a protein of 309 amino acids.
AUGCCACAUCAAUUACAUCAAGUACAUUCUGAGAAACAAAUUUUAUCACAUUUUUUAUUUACAAACAAAAUUGCAGAUUAUGCCACUUUAAAGGUAUUACUAUUACAACCUUCUUCUCCAUUGUUAAGUGCUUAUAUAAACUCUUUUUUAAAGGGUGAUGAUUCUCAAAAAUAUUUGGAUGUUCUACUUCAUUAUUAUGAUUCACACAAUCUUUUACCUCACUUGUUAGUUAGUCUUGCUUCAUUUGAAAUUAAAUCAACAAAUAUAUGCAACCCACUUUUUAGAGGAAAUACAUUAUUUUCAAGAAUUUAUUCUUUAUAUUUAACCGAAUAUUGUUCUUUUUUCCUUACGGAAACUUCAAAGGCGCUAUUAAAUUUCCUCUCAGCAAUUCAUUAUGAUGAUAAAAUGAGCAAUCAAGAAGAUAUUUCAGUUAUUAUUACUACUUAUUUCUCUUUAAUUUCUGAUUCUUUUAAAUAUAUUCCACAAGAACUUCUCUGGGUUCUUCAUUGUAUUUAUCAAAGAGUACUUAUCUCUCGAGGUAAAUCAGAUGCAAUGAUAAGUAUAAAUACAUUAUUCUUUUUGAGGUACUUAUUUAUUCCAUUUAAAGAAACACCAUCAUUAUUUAAAAUAAUUCAGUCACAAAUAUCAUCAAUUUUUCUUCAUUUACAAACUGUUGAGCACAAUGAACAAACAAAACCAAUUAUUGAUUUGAUUGACUGUAUUUUAAAUAAAAUUUAUUGUAUUACUUCACCUCAUUCCACUCAUCCUAAAAUGUUUGAUAGCUCAUCAGAUAAUGAAUUAUUGUUUAUACUUCGUUCAAACAAAGAUUUAAUUCUGAGUAAUUAUGAAGGUGACCCUUGUGAUCUCUCUUCAUUAUUCUCACACCAUGAGACAUCUAUCGUUCCAAUAAAUUCUCCUUCAGACAAAUGA